Parnassius apollo (apollo) is the source of this 807-nucleotide messenger RNA. The record is from the annotation of a GenBank genome assembly. NCBI's taxonomy places the organism in Eukaryota, Metazoa, Arthropoda, Insecta, Lepidoptera, Papilionidae.
AUGACAAGAAAAUAUACAAAAUGCGACAAGAUUAUUUUUAAUAGACAGUUUUUGAAAUGUUCUCACUGUAAAAAAUUGAAUCAUCUAACUUGCACAAAUAUCUCAGAGAAAUUGUUUUAUUUAAUGAAACAGAAGAAAAGUCAUAAAUGGAACUGUGAAAAUUGUAAAAAUAAAUGUCAAAUUACAAAUAACCCAUCAACGUCAGCUGAAAUACAGGCAAGUAAUACAUCGACACCACAAGGCUUUGCUACACGCCGGAGUAAAAAUAAUGUAAACAUUACAAAUGCAAACUCUUUUGCAUCUCUCUACUCUGAGGUUUCGGAGGAUAAUGAUUUCUCUGUUUCCAAAACACCAAAUUUAAACAGAAGCUGGCCAGUAGAAGGUUUUGUUAUGAACGAGGUUUUGGAUGACCUCAAAAUAAAAAUAGCUUACUUAGAAAAUAAACUCCGAAUAGCCGAAACAGAAAUAGAAAAUUUAUUGUUGGUAAAUAGCUCUCUAAAAAGACAAAUUUUAAACUAUGAAAAAAAGACGAAACAACUGACACACAUAUGUCGAACAACGCCGGUAAGAAGUGCUAGUUUAAGAGGAUGCAAGAGCCUAAAUAAAAAUAAAUUUGAUUUCACAUGCUUAGAUCAAACAAAAGAUGAAUUUGUUACUCAACCACAUAAUGAAUCAGAUGAAAAUAAAUCAUCCAGCCCAAAAAAGAUACCGGAGAAUGUAAGAAAUGUGGAUAAUACUACUGAAUUGCCUGCACAGGAAAGAGAAGACUCCACUGACAAUACUAUAACAAAUGAGACGAAAAAAAAG